Gracilinanus agilis (Agile Gracile Mouse Opossum) is the source of this 2431-nucleotide messenger RNA. It is a transcript of the gene NAGLU, whose product is annotated as N-acetyl-alpha-glucosaminidase. Lineage: Eukaryota; Metazoa; Chordata; Mammalia; Didelphimorphia; Didelphidae. The coding region runs from base 1 to 2310 and encodes 769 amino acids. The transcript has 6 exons. The record is from RefSeq and is a predicted model, not a curated record.
AUGCACCAAAGGGCGCUCGCUGAUUGGACGGCAGCGCAGUCUAAAGUUGGGCUCAGAGGGCGGGAGCGGACAACCAUGGCCCGGGCUGGGGUGGUGCAGGUGCUUUCCUUUCUGUUCGUGAGUGGGGUGGGAGCCGAUGUGGCUGGAGACGAGGCCCAGGAGGUAGCUGCUGUGCGGGGCCUGCUGACGAGGCUACUGGGACCCCGGGCUGCCGUGAGGUUCUCGGUGUCCGUGGAACGCACCCUAGCCCCUACCCCGGACGCCGACACGUACUGCCUGAGCGGCGGCGGCGAGAGCCCGGUGCGGGUGACCGGCUCCAGUGGUGUGGCGGCCGCGGCAGGGCUGCACCGCUACCUGCGCGACUUCUGUGGAUGCCACGUGGCUUGGUCGGGAGCGCAGCUCCACCUGCCUGAACCUCUGCCCGCAGUGCCUGAGAAGCUCAUCGAGACCACACCCAACAGGUACCGCUAUUACUUGAACAUCUGCACGCCCAGCUACUCCUUCGUGUGGUGGGGCUGGGAGCGCUGGGAGCGAGAGAUUGACUGGAUGGCCCUGAAUGGCAUCAACCUGGUGCUGGCCCCCGUGGGGCAGGAGGCUGUCUGGAGGAGGGUGUACUUGACUUUGGGUCUGAACCAGACAGAGAUAGAUGAGUACUUUACUGGUCCAGCCUUCUUGGCAUGGGGGCGAAUGGGCAACCUGCACACCUGGGGUGGUCCUUUGCCCUCCUCCUGGGACCUUAAGCAGUCUUACCUACAGCACCGGAUUCUAGAGAGGAUGAGAUCUUUUGGGAUGAAGCCAGUGCUUCCUGCAUUUGCUGGACAUAUCCCCAAGGCAUUUACUAGGGUGUUCCCUCAAGCCAAUGUCACAAAUCUGGGCAAGUGGAUUGAUUUUAACUGCACUUAUUCCUGCUCCUACCUCUUGGCCCCCGAAGACCCCUUGUUCCCAGUUGUUGGGAGCCUCUUUCUGAGGGAGCUGACCAAGGAGUUUGGCACUGACCACAUCUAUAGUGCUGACAUCUUCAAUGAAAUGGAGCCCCCUUCCUCUAAGCCAGCCUACCUGGCUGCUGCCACAGCUGCAGUCUAUGAAGCCAUGGUUGCAGUGGAUGUUGAUGCUGUGUGGCUUUUCCAGGGCUGGCUUUUUCAGCAUCAGCCAGAUUUCUGGAAACCCCCCCAGGUGAAGGCUGUGAUGGAGGCUGUGCCCCGUGGCCGCUUUCUCAUCUUGGACCUCUUUGCUGAGUCUCAGCCUGUCUACUCCCGCACCAAUUCCUUCUAUGGCCAGCCCUUUAUCUGGUGCAUGCUGCACAAUUUUGGGGGAAACCAUGGGCUUUUUGGGGUGUUAGAUGCUGUAAACAGGGGACCCUCAACUGCACGUCUCUUUCCCAACACUACCAUUGUGGGUACAGGCAUAGUCCCAGAGGGCAUCAAUCAGAACGAAGUGGUCUAUGCCCUAAUGGCUGAGCUGGGCUGGAGGAAGGACCCCUUUCCUGACCUUGGGGCUUGGGUAGCAGGCUUUGCAGCCCAGCGAUAUGGGACUCCCCACCCCCAGACGGAAGCUGCCUGGAGGCUGCUGCUACGAAGUGUCUACAACUGUUCUUGGGAAAACUGCACUGGCCAUAAUCACAGCCCACUGGUGAAGCGACCGUCCCUUCACUUGGACUUCUCUGUCUGGUAUAAUCGGAGUGAUGUAUUUGAGGCCUGGAGGUUGCUGCUGGAAGCAGCCCCACAGCUGGCAACCAGCCCUGCCUUCCGUUAUGACCUUCUGGAUGUCACUCGUCAGGUGGCCCAGGAGUUGGUGAGCCUGUACUAUGGGGAGCUCAGGACAGCCUUUGAGGCAGGAUCAAUGCCAGCCUUGCUCAGUGCUGGUGGCCUGCUGGUCUUUGACCUACUGCCCUCCCUGGAUGAGCUGCUGGGGACUGAUGAGCGGUUCCUGCUAGGUAGCUGGCUGGAGCAGGCUCGGGAGAUGGCAGUCAGUGAAGCUGAGGCCUGGCGUUUUGAGCAGAAUGCCCGCUACCAGCUGACUCUGUGGGGACCCACAGGCAACAUCCUAGACUAUGCCAACAAACAGCUGGCAGGACUUGUGGCUGGCUACUAUGCUCCCCGAUGGAAGCUCUUUGUGGAGAUGCUGGUAAAGAGCCUGGCUGAGGGCACCCCCUUCCACCAGAACCAGUUUGAGAAUGAAGCCUUCCUGUUGGGCCAGGACUUUGUAUUGGGGAGGGAGAAGUUCCCCACCCAGCCUCAGGGGGACACUGUGGACUUAGCCAGGAAAUUCUUCCUCAAGUAUUACCCAAAGUUUCAAGCAGGAGCUUUGUGACCCACCCCUCACUGGCUCCACCUGGGACGCCAACUCAUAACUUACAUUCUUGAGCUUCCUCCUUGGACCUUCAAUCCUAUCAGUGGCCUAACUUGGGACCCUGGGAGGGGAAUCAGUUGUA